Molecule: messenger RNA, 651 nt
Organism: Carica papaya (papaya)
Lineage: Eukaryota; Viridiplantae; Streptophyta; Magnoliopsida; Brassicales; Caricaceae
Source: RefSeq, a predicted model, not a curated record
AUGGAGCUCGCAAUGUGUGAAGCAUUUAACAUAUGGGAUAGUUUUAACCACAUAUAUCCAGAAAAAUCAAGUGAUGGAAGUGAUGCAGAUCAAGCUACCGAUUCAUACCAUCUUUAUAAGGUGGAUGUUGAGAUGAUGAAAAACAUGAGCGUCAAUGGCUAUAGAUUCUCAAUUUCUUGGUCUCGAGUAUUGCCGAAGGGAAGGAGAAGCGGAGGAAUAAAUAGAGAUGGAAUUCAAUACUACAAGAACCUUAUCAAAGAGCUCUUAAAUAACGGUAUAGAACCAUUCGUAACUAUUUUUCACUGGGAUGUUCCUCAAACUUUAGAAGAUGCGUAUGGAGGACUUUUGGAUCGUAAUUUUGUGUCUGAUUAUCGAGAUUUCGCAAAUCUUUGUUUUAGAGAAUUUGGUGAUAAAGUAAAGUACUGGAUAACAAUUAAUCAACCAUAUAGCCUUGGGUUUAAUGCUUAUGGAAAAGGUGAACAAGCACCCAGGCGAUGUUCUGCUUGGAUGCACAAAAAUUGCACAGGAGGAGAUUCGGGAACCGAACCAUAUAUUAUAGCUUACCAUGAACUUCUUGCCCAUGCAGAAGUUGUUCAAUUAUAUAACAGAGAAUAUAAGGUAACUCAAAAAGGCAAGAUUGGGAUCACUUAA